Molecule: messenger RNA, 2933 nt
Organism: Cuscuta europaea
Lineage: Eukaryota; Viridiplantae; Streptophyta; Magnoliopsida; Solanales; Convolvulaceae
Source: the annotation of a GenBank genome assembly
CUUCCCGCAAAAUUUGCAGAAAUCAGAAUAAUCAGUAAUCCAUAGCCGCCCAAGGAAGCUAGAACAUGGAGGUUCAGAACGCAGAUGUGAACAGUCCCCAGACGUGUCCGAAAACGAUGACCAUUCGCCGGAACCCUUACCGACGUGCUCGGAAUACGCCAUCAACGAACAAUCCGCCCUCAUUUCUCAAGCCAAACCCAGUCCGUAGCAAUAAUAUCUCUUCAUUUCCCAUUCAAGAGAUUCUGUCUAUUGAUGUAAAUGCAGACCCGAAGAUAGAUUCAGUAACGACAGAAGAACAUCUACCAGAGAAUCUCAAAGUCUAUCUGAGAAUCCGGCCGGGGGUCAUUCAGAAUUUUGCCGGAAAAAAGGCAAAAGCAGGAGCUUCAAAUUUACAGGCAAAGAAUGUUUGGCCUAAAAAACCUAGAGCAAAGAUCAAUUCGGACAAGAGGUUGAAGACAAACAGCAAUACUUGCUUAGCUAUGAACGAUUCACACUCAGUAACGCUCGUACCACCCUCGAAAUUGCAAGACACCAAGCGGACGAAAUAUGAGGUUUAUGAAGGUUUCUCCCAAGUAUUUUCUCCUGAGGCGUCUCAGAAGGAAGUAUAUGAGAAAAUGGUGAAUCCAUUGGUUGAUGAUCUUCUCCGUGGAAAGAGUGGGAUGCUGGCUGCUUUAGGUCCAAGUGGCUCUGGGAAGACACAUACUAUCUUUGGAUCUGUGAAGGACCCCGGUAUGGUCACACUUGCACUUCAACAACUGUUCUAUGAAGAUGGCGAUAAGACUAAACCACCAAGGAUUUUCCACCUUUCAAUGUUCGAAAUUUGUUCAGAGAAAGGGAAGUCUGAGAAGAUAUUUGAUUUAUCCCAAGAUAGUACUGAUUUAUGCAUACAGCACACAUCCAUUAAAGGCUUGCAUGAGAUCAGAGUUAAUGACAUACAUCAGGCUGAAACCAUAAUAGGACGUGGUUUGUUAAGGCGCGCAACAGCCAUGACAAAUUCCAAUAGUCAGUCUAGUCGCUCUCAAUGCAUAAUAAACAUUCGCUGUGGUCACAAGAAGGGCGAUGGGAAAGUUAGUGAAGAGUCAAAUGGCUCUAUCUUGACAAUAGUUGACCUUGCGGGGGCUGAAAGGGAAAAAAGGACGGGAAAUAAGGGGGCUAGGUUGCUUGAAAGUAAUUUUAUCAACAACACUUCUAUGGUGUUUGGACAGUGUUUGCGGUCUUUGCUGGAACAUCAAAAGAACCCCAAAAAGCCACUGCAGAAACAUUUCCAAAAUUCUAUGUUGACAAGAUACUUGCGAGAUUAUUUGGAGGGAAAGAAGCGGAUGGCAUUGCUAUUAACUGCUAGAGCCGAGCGAGAAGAUUAUAUUGACACUUCUUUUCUUCUAAGGCAGGCUUCACCAUAUACAAAGAUAAAGUUUGACUGCAUUGAAGAACCAGUAAAUUUAAAUUGCAAUAAAAGGGCUCGUCAGACAGUCCCCAUGUCAGACCAAAUCAAAAGAAUGAAGAUGGGUGACAUUGAAGCUCUCAAGCCAGGCCGAGUAAAGAUGGGACAAGAUUCCUCUCUUAUAAAAGAAGAGCACAUUGCUAGAGGGGUUGAUGAUAAAAAGUUGAUAGAAGCUUCAAUACAUUCAGAAGAAGAUUUAGAUGGUGCAAAUGUCAAUGACAUAUUCUCUCCUAUAGCUGUUCAAACUAACAUUGAAGGGAAAGAUAGACAGUAUCAGGUCUUACUGGGGUUUUCGAAGGCACUAUGGAAACUCUUAAAGGACUACAAGAAAAAACUUGAGGUUGCUGAGAAUGAGACUUACUGCCUUAGGGAGGAACUGAAGGACUUAAAAAUCCAGCAUUCUUCUAAAACUGAAGAUUGCCAACCAACUGCAGCAUGUAAGUUGGGAAAAUCUCUUCAAGACUCAAAGUUAGAAGAUGUCAAAAUGGAAAGCACUUCUUUGGAAUGUGGAUCAACCAAUGUCAAGGUAACUUUAUGUCAGUCCAAUGAUCAGGAAGGCGAAAACCCCAUAGAGAGAACAGAUACUAUACUUGCAGAGCGCACUGCCAACUCUUCCCUGCAUGAUGAGGGAAAGUUUGUGGAAUCUGCUGAAGACCCAAAGUUAGAACAUGUAAAAGUGGAAGAUACUUCUUUGGAGUUUGUACUCGAGAAAAUUAUAACAUCAUGCCAGUCCAGUGUUCAAGAAGAUGAAAACUCUAAAGGAAGGACAGAUUCAGAACUUGUGGGGCCCACUGCUAACUCUCCCAUGCACGAUGAGGGAAAGUUUGUAGAAUCCUUUCAAGAUCCAAAUGUAGAAGAUGUUAAAGUGGGAGAUAAUUUGGAGCGUGGAGCAUCCAAGACCAUUGUAAAUUCAUGCCAGUCCGGUGAUCAGGAAGAAACCCCUCCCUAUAAAAGGACAUGUGAUUCAAUACUUGUGGAACCCACUGACAAAUUUCCCUUGCAGUAUGAUGAUGCAAAGGAACACUUGCAUCCCCGGGUGCCAAAUCCUAAAAGUAAUGCAUUAGAAGUUGUACCGAAACAAACAUCUUUUGGCUGUCCAAAAAAUGUAGAAAAACCUAAAAGGAGACUCCAACCAGCUUCAUCCAUCCUAUUGAAAGAUAUUGGCAAUGUAGACUUCGUGGACGAUAAUGAGAAGGUGAAGGGUACCAAAGGAGAAAGGACAUCAGCAGCAAUCAAUGUGAGGAAUAUAAGUGAUGGGAGUGUAUCUCUUCUUCGUUUGUUGACGGACCAAUUUCAUUAGCUUGUUGGAAAAUGUGAUGUAAAGUUUUUUGCUGAAAACUAUGUUGAUGUAAUUUCUACUGUUGUGUGCGCAAUAUAAAUUUGAAAAUGGUAAACAUGCAGCUCAAGUUCAUUAACUGUUGAUUUUUCUUUCAAAGUCGAAUACUUUAACUUCAAUGAACCUUAAAUCUGGUAUUCUGGUAUACCCUAUCAA